GCCGCUUGGCGACUGGGAGCGCUCGGUGGCGGCGCCAGCGGCAGUAGCGUGAAGCACGGAGCGGACGGAGUGUCGCGGAUGAGAAAGGCCAGUCGGCGGCUGGCGGAGCGCGAGGACAGCAGCCGCAGCAGCGCUGACACACUCAGCUGGGCGCCGCACGCGUGUUCUUGUGUCCCGUCGGACGACGACGACAGCGAUGCGGCAGCGAUAAGCCCCGAGACACGGCCACCACCCGACACGGCGACAUGUCCCGCCGCAAGCAGAGCAACCCCAAGCCCCUCAAGAGAGACGAAUUCUGGAACGAGGGCGACGGCAGCGAGAACGGUGGCGGCGAGCGAAGUCCCGCGGCGCCGGCGAGCGAGGCCCUGGGCGCCGACACGAAGCCGUCGCCGCCGCCGGCGGACGAGGACGAGCCCAAGCUGAAGGUGAACGCCAGCCUGGCCACCGACCCUGCCCUCAGGGAGUCGCCAGCCGCCCCCGCCGCCGCCGCAGACACGUCUUCCCCUGUCGACGCUCUCAGGUUCAAACCUGAUGCCGGCCUUCCCCUCUUCCCCUCAGGGUCGUCGGCGGGCAUCUUCUGUCUUCCAGCAGUGCCAGAGGCGAGCGUCCCGAGGGCUGUGAAACAAGAGAAUCUCGAGGCGGUGGUGGUUGCGGUGCCGCCGCCGCCACCGCCCGUGCCGGCGCCGCGGCAGGGCAAGCGUCCGUUCGGCGCCGGCGGCGUGGAGCCGCUGGGUGGGCCCGCGGGCGGCGCCGCCGCCGUCGCCGCGAUCAGCUGCUUCACGUGCCUGCCGUGCAACAUCAAGUUCAGCUCGCGCAGCACCCUCGAAGCCCACCAAACCUACUACUGCUCGCACAGGGCCUCCGCCGCCCCGCCCAGGCCCUCUUCGCCCGCCACCCCACUCACAGGGAAGGAGGGCAGCAGCGACACGGAGCCGGGGAGUCCGGGCGGGGGCGAGGGGGCGGAGGAGUCGGCGCCGCCGGCGGCGAAGGUGGCGCGUCGUCAGUACGCGUGUCCGCACUGCUCGUACAGCGCCGACAAGAAGGUGAGCCUGAAUCGGCACAUGCGCAUGCACGCGGCCGCCCCCGUGUCGCCCGCCGCCCCCGCCACCCCCGCCUCCUCCGACCAGGAGCAGCCCCCGGACGCGGAGGCGCUGGCGGCGGCGGCCGCGGGGGCGGCGCUGCCCCCGCCGGCGCUCGACCGCUACUGCGCCAACUGCGACAUCCGCUUCUCCAACGUGCGCACCUACAAGGCCCACAAGGCCCACUACUGCGACACCAGGCACGUCGUCAAGCCCAACGCGCCCUCCUCGCCGGCCAACGCCAGCCAGGCGUCGUCCGGCGCCGAUCUGUCGAGAGUAGGUUCUGCGGCGUCUCCCGAGGCGUCGCCGGCGCCGCCUCAGGCGUACCUGGCGCUGCCGACGACGCCAGUGCUGCUGGUGCCGUACCAUUUGGUGCAGGCGGCCAGUCUGGUGACGGCGCCGCCGCUGCCAGCCGGCGCCGCACACCCCAGCAGCGCCUGCCUCGUGCUGCUCAACGGCGCCGUCCAGCCCCUCGAGCUGCCCCCCGAACGGCCGCCCACGCCGCCUCCGCCGCCCCCCAGACGACCCGAAAAACACCACAGGCCUUCGCAGGCGUCGUCGGAGGUGUGCGUGAACGGCGGCACCUUCCCUUUGGACCUGAGUUUGCCACGGUCAGGCUCAGGGUGCGGCUCCGACCCUGAGGACGAGAAGGAGAACCGCGGGCUGAACACAUCGUCGCCGUCGCAGGGCUCAUCGCGUGCGUCGUCGCCGGCGUCGGCGUCACCCCGGCCGCACCACAGGCUCAACGGCGCCGCCGCCCCCGCCAAGAAGCAGCCGGAGCCGCCGCCCACGCCACCGGAGGCCCUCCGCAAGACGCCGACCACCCUCCUCCCGCCACACCUCAAACUACCAAAGCAGCUGUUGGUUCCGGAGCUGCUGGGUCCGCUGCUGGGAUCGCAGUUGGCGCUGCUGCAGCGGCCGCUGCUGGGCGCGGAGGCGUUCCAGGCGGCGGUGGGGGCGGCGGGGGUGGCGAGCCCUGGGGCGGCGGGGCCGCAGAUCCUGGUGAAGCAGGGCACGGCCAAGUGCGAGAGCUGCAACAUCGUCUUCUGCAAGCUGGAGAACUUCGAGGUGCACAAGCAGUACUACUGCCAGGGCCGCAGCCGCCCCGACGCCGCCUCCGCCGCCGCCUCCGACGCGGCCCCGGCCGCCACGCCGUCGCCGCCGGCCGCCGUGCAGCCGCAGCAGCCGCAGCAGCAGCCGCAAACGCAGGCCAAGCUGCUGCAGCAGUUCAUCUGCGGCAACUGCGGCAUCAAGUUCACCUCGCUGAACAACCUCAAGGCCCACCAGACCUACUACUGCCGCGACAGCCACCUCCAGCCGGCCAACAACUGCACCAACAAUAACGACCCUCCGCCGCAGGACAAGAAAAAGUGCCCCAAGUGCAAGGUGAGCGUCGGCUGCGAGGAGGCGCACGAGUGCGUGGUGGGGGCGGCGGGGGCGGUUACCUCGGUGCUGUCGUCGAGCGGGUGGCGGUGUCCGUGCUGCAGGUCGCACCUUCCGACGGCGACCGCCGCGCAGAAGCACCUGGAGGAGCAGCACGCGGGGCUGCUGCGCGGCUUCCGCUGCACCAUCUGCAGCUACCGGGGCAACACCCUGCGCGGCAUGCGCACCCACAUCAGGGCGCACCUGGUGCAGCCGCCGCCGGUCGCCGCCGCGCACGCGCAGGACAAGCAAGGUGACGUCAAGGAGGAGGACUUCAUCGCGUGCGUGCUGCACGACGAGCUCGACGCCGCGGCCGCCGCCGCCACCAGCCAGGCGGCCGCGGACGAGCGGCCACCGGCGGCCACGCCCCCCGCCGAGUGCAGCGAAUGCGACUCGCACGCCACGCCUAGUCCGCGGCCGCCGGCCGAAGCAGCCGCCACAAGUGGAGUGGAGGGCAGUCUUGUUUUGAGUGUAAGUCCAGGUUCAUGUGGUAGCCCGAUCUGGGCCGAGACACAGGCGAGAAUGGGCGGUUUGAAGAUUAGCGUCAGGAUGGCGGACAGAAAAGAGUUCAAAGUCGGCGACCGGGUGUUCGCCAAGGUUCGCGGCUACCCCUCGUGGCCGGCCAGGGUGAAGAGCAUCAUCACCGACGCGGCGGCCAACGGCAAAAACACCAAGAUCGAAGUCUUCUUCUUCGGCACCUACGAAACAGCUGUGUGCCGUCCUGAGGAGGUCUGCGACUACGAGAGCAACAAGGAGAAGCUUGGCAAAAUGCAGAAGCGAAAGUUCUUCAAAGAGGCGCUGCACGAGAUCGAGAAUGAGCCCAACACCGAGGGCCCCCAACGCAUCUUCGAGCCUCCAACCGACUUCCAGAAAGACGAAGACGCCAUGUCGGAGGUGAGCGUGUCGUCGUCCAAGCCGUCGCGGCGGCAGUCGGUGGCGAAGAAGCGCGAGUCCGUGGAGGCGGCGGAGGAGGAGCCGCGGAAGAAGGCGAAGCGGGCCGACGACAGUCCCUCAGAGGGCGCCGAGCCGGAGCGCGUGAGCCGCAGCGGCCGCAAAAUCAAGCCGAAACGCUUCCUGGACGAGGAGGAGCACGAAGAGGAGCGCAGGACGAGCGGCGCCGAGGACACGCCAAGGGCCAGGAGCAGGCCGGCGGCCGCCGACGAGGCCAGCAGGAAGGUGGCCGCCGUCGCCCCGAUCGACCCCAAGCCCCGCGCCCACCCGGCCCCUCCGACCCCCACUUCCGCCCCCGCCGGCGCCACGCUGGAGACUAGGAGGAAUGAAAAGCAGCCGCACUCGGUAUGUGGCAUCAAAAUAACGGUGUCGAAGGGUGGAAAAGUAAAGGGUGGCGACGAGUUUGCGCCGCCAACGGCGACGGUGAGUCCGAUGGUGUCUGGGAAAAAGCAGCAGACGCCGCUGCAGCAGGCAGAGGCGAGGAAGAUGAAGGUGACGUUCACGCAGCAGCAGGCGCAGCAGGUGCUGGACAGCGACAAGACGCCGGACAAGGUGAAGGAGCAGCUGAGCAAGGAGAUGGCCCUGAAGGCCAAGGAGCGCGAGGAGAGCGCGCGCUGCAAGAAGGCCGAGAAGCGGCGCACGCGGCUGCUCUUCCUGCGGAUCGAGGUGCGCCUCCUGCAGAUCGACACCAUCAUCAAGGCCAACCUGAGCCUCGACAAGGCCGAGACCAAGCCCGUGCUGCAGGUGCUCGACGAGCUCAAGAACCUCAAACUCAACCCGAUCAUGCUCAAGAAGCACCCGGACAUCGUCUUCACUAUCAAGAAGCUGCGCAGGUACGUCGGAAACACCAAGCAGUGGAACCACACCGACGCCGAGAAGGAGGAGUUUUCCAAGAAGGCUGGUGAAAUCAGGCAGAAGGCGGGCCAAAUUUUCGAGUACUUCAGGUUUGUGCUGCUCGGCUCGAAAGACGCGACGGACGUGAGUGCAAAGUUUCUCAAGCAGAUCAGCGAGCUGCGGGAAAAGACCAAAAACCUGACGCCCGUCCGCCUGGCCGCCCUCGCCAAGGACCCAACCGUCGCUACGAAUUCUGAGCAGAGCGACGACACGGACAAGGACCAGAAGGAGGAGCGCAAGGAAAUUGGUGGUGACGGGAAGAGCGGCGAGAAAGAAGCAAGCUGCUCGGCUUAAUAGAUUGGAGGAACCGCGUCGUCUUCUGCGUGUGUACAUUGAUUAGAGCUGUAAUUCUAUUUGAAUAAAGAUGUUCGCUGUGCGUUACGAGGCUA
Cloeon dipterum is the source of this 4735-nucleotide messenger RNA. RefSeq names its product zinc finger protein ush-like. The transcript is spliced from 17 exons. Gene Ontology annotation, biological process: negative regulation of transcription by RNA polymerase II; heart development; cell differentiation. The record is from RefSeq and is a predicted model, not a curated record. Gene Ontology annotation, cellular component: nucleus. Bases 246 to 4640 code for a protein of 1464 amino acids. Gene Ontology annotation, molecular function: RNA polymerase II-specific DNA-binding transcription factor binding. NCBI's taxonomy places the organism in Eukaryota, Metazoa, Arthropoda, Insecta, Ephemeroptera, Baetidae.